GUGAUUUGUGGAAUUCUGAACCCGGAAGUCGCUGUGAAUCGUGAAGUUCUGAGGGAAGCUGCUUGGUCAACUCUUAUUCAAAACUUUGGGCAGACUUAUUUAACUGCUGUUUUCACAAGCUGAAUCCGUAGUCUCCUGACGAAUCCUGUUCGUACGGGUUACGUGGCUUCCAGACGAGUGUGAAGUGGCGUUUAAAGUGCUCCUCAUGGCAUUAUUUUGGGCGAGAGAGCAGUAAUUCGCAGAGCCCUGUAGAUCAGAUCAGCCAGAGGUCGCAGAACUGCAGUGUAAGCGGUGGUCUCUCAGGACUGUAAGAUGACUGAGUAUAAGUUGGUGGUUGUGGGAGCAGGUGGUGUUGGGAAGAGUGCUUUAACCAUCCAGCUCAUUCAGAAUCACUUUGUGGAUGAAUAUGACCCUACUAUUGAGGACUCUUACAGGAAGCAGGUGGUCAUUGACGGUGAGACGUGUCUGCUGGAUAUCCUGGACACUGCAGGUCAGGAAGAGUACAGCGCAAUGAGGGACCAGUACAUGAGGACAGGAGAGGGUUUCCUCUGUGUCUUUGCCAUAAAUAACAGCAAAUCCUUUGCAGAUGUGCAUUUGUACAGAGAACAGAUCAAGCGCGUGAAGGACUCCGAUGAUGUUCCCAUGGUCCUAGUGGGGAACAAGUGUGAUUUGGCCAGAACGGUGGACACCAAGCAAGCUCAGGAACUUGCCAGAAGCUACGGCAUAGAGUUUGUAGAAACUUCUGCCAAGACCAGACAGGGAGUUGAGGAUGCUUUUUACACCCUUGUCCGUGAGAUCCGGCAUUAUCGCAUGAAAAAGCUCAACAGCAGAGAAGACAGAAAGCAGGGCUGUCUGGGCGUGUCCUGUGAAGUCAUGUGACUGCACUGUUGUUGUUGUUUUGUUUUUUAGCAGUUUUUUGACCAGGCAGCUGGAAGCCUCAUGACCGUGUGUGUGUGUGUGUGUGUGUGUGUGUGUGUGUGUGUGCACACAGAGUUUGCUCUCUGCUGGCUGAAAGGGAUUCAUGCACAACUGGUCAUCUUUCCUGUUGGCCUGCUGUAAUAGAAAAAUGAGGCCAUUGGACAUUUACUUGUCUUAACAGAGGCCCAGUUGUCUAAUUUAGUACUUGGGUUUUGCCUCUUCCUUAAGAAGAAAAACCUAAACGGGCAUUGAGUUCUUCUUUCUUGACUUCUGACCUGUUAUGAACACAACACCACAUUUCACCACAGAAUUUAAAGAGUAAUUAAGAAAUUAUGUUUUGAAGAUUUUUUUUCAAAUUUCAUGGACAUUUAUCACUUCCCCCAACAAAUUCUCAUCAUAAUGCAUCCAAAUCUUUGCAUGCAAUUCCUAUUAUUCUCAGUGGUGAUUCCCAUUUUUGUGAUGCAAUACAUUUUACUGUUAUAUGUUUUUUUUUUUUUUUUUGUAGUCUAACACCUACUAGUACAAUGCAUAAAUAUUUUACAGUUUUUUUUUUUUUCCAUUACAGUAAUGAGAAUUAGGGGGGAGAUGUGCUUAAUUGUCAAUAAAUAUGACAAAAAUUUCACAAUGCAAAAACUCGUAAUAGUUCUAAAAAAUAGUAUUAAUAUUUGUUUACCCAAAAUAUAAGUUCGCAUUUGUUAUUUAGAUUUUUAGGGUGAAACCUGGACCCUUUCUUAUCAGUUUUUUUACAUUCACCCAAAAAUGUUUUAAUUACAAGAAGUAUAUAUUUCAGGGAAGAGAAGGAAUUGUGUUUUUGAAUGGUAUUUAAAUUGGGAUUUAUGUAAUAUUAGACUAUCACCAUUCAUCUUAAUAUAAAAGCUGUUAUCUUCAGUUCUUUAUUAAAAACUCAGACCUGAUGUUUGUAAAGGCCUCAGAAGAGAGAACGUGAAACACCCAUUAAUCUUAAUCCGCAGGUUCAAUGCUCAGGAAUACUGUGAAUGCAGAAGUUCUUCAGAAAUGCGUAGAAUUAUUUCUGUUUAUUUCUUUCCCUUUUGCCUUUAUUUUUCUUUUUUGUUGUAGCCAAAGAGUUUUAGCAUUUAAGUUUACUGUUUGUCUCAUAUACUGUAGUUCCAUUUACUCUAGAGUCUAGAGUUUCUUUUUAUCCUCUUUGCUCUCAGAUGUUAAUUGUAUAUUUUGACAUAUAAUACAUAAUGAUUAGAAUGAUUUUAGAUACAGAAAAGUCAAUCGGAUGGGAUGUGAUGGAUCUUACAUAAAGGGCCUUUUGAAUCAUGGUGCUGCUGGUGUACAUGCCAAAUCUGUGUGCCACCUUCUGUGUCCUAUAGAGCAUGACAUCUUUUAGCUCUUGUUAAAUAAUGUCUUAAAUCUUCCAAUCAAGACUGUAAAAAUGUAACAGACCAUAGUGAGCUUUGUUGCAAUGUUUAUUUUCAUGCCUGAAGUCUCUUCUUGAAAGCCAGUGAAGGUUUAUCAAGAAGUUAAAACGAUUAUUCGUGUUGACUAUCAUGUUAUUUAUAUGGCAUUUAUCUGAACCUGUGCCUGAUUUCAUUAACAGUGAAACCUGAAACAUGUUCCCAUUAAUCAUACUGUGUUUGACCUUCUAUCUUUGCUUUAACGGAGGCAGGGUGUUUUCCAGAAAAUACAAACUAAGUUUGUCAUUACAUUACCAAUCCAUUCUUUUUCAGCUAUAUGAAAACUUGAUUUAUAAUGUAUUUUGCAGUUUUAGCACAAUUUAUUAGUAUCACAGACUUUCUUUAAUCAGAAAAUUGUGAAAACGAACAUUUCAUGUCUUUAUUUGGGGGGGUAUUAAUGUGUAACGUAUGUUUAAUGUGCCUAUCAUAUUACAAAACGUUUUGCCAGUAAAUUAAUUGAAAACUGA
Cyprinus carpio (common carp) is the source of this 2809-nucleotide messenger RNA. Its product is annotated as NRAS proto-oncogene, GTPase. Gene Ontology annotation, biological process: Ras protein signal transduction. Gene Ontology annotation, cellular component: plasma membrane. NCBI's taxonomy places the organism in Eukaryota, Metazoa, Chordata, Actinopteri, Cypriniformes, Cyprinidae. Gene Ontology annotation, molecular function: GDP binding; GTPase activity; GTP binding. The record is from RefSeq and is a predicted model, not a curated record.